This is a messenger RNA of Meloidogyne enterolobii, 1718 nucleotides long. The record is from the annotation of a GenBank genome assembly. Lineage: Eukaryota; Metazoa; Nematoda; Chromadorea; Rhabditida; Meloidogynidae.
UUGUUCUCGAAAACCGCGAUCGUUUAGCACAAGUUUGGCCUUUAGUCCGUGAUCAUCUACAAUGGCUACUUAGUCCUGAUUUUGCCCAAAACAAACAAAUAACUGAAAGAUCAAUUAUUGCAUUAAUUCGAAUUGCUAAUAGAAAUCUUUUCCGUCUUGGUCAUCCACAACAAAAUGUAAAAACUCCGCCACCCCCACAACCAUUACCUUUUGUGCCUCGGACGGCGUUGACUAAAAGUGUGGUUAUUGUUGUGGAAGAUGAACAAACACAACAAGAAAAUGCUUCCUCCCAAACUAUUCAACACAAAACUAAUUGCUGUGCUGACGAUGUUCUUCAAUUUAUGGGACGAAAAAUUCUAGAAUUAAGACCUUCUGAUUUACUUUUAUUCUCACAACAAAUUGGAAAUGGUCUUCAACAAUUGUUAAGAGCAAAUGCAGCAAAUGUACAUAGUGCUGAACACUGGGCAAUGUUUUUCUCUAUUUUGGAAGCUGUCGGGGCUGCUGCUUAUCAAGAUGAUGAUUUUGAUUUGGUGGAUAUUAUCCAUCCAGUAUCUUCUUCUCCUCCAGCUCCUUUAACUUCUCAGCAACCUUUACAACAACCCCCACCUUCAGAAAAAUCCUCAAGCUAUGCAAGCGGCUCUUCUCUAUACAAACGUGGAACACUUGUAUUAGCUCCAAAUUUAUCCCGUCACGAUUCUGCAGCAUUCCUCAAAGUUGUUGAAACACUUGGAUUUUUGGGGAGAGAUGCUGCUCAUAUCACACCUGAAAAUUUUGGAUUAUUUAUUCAUUGUUUAAGAAUGAUGGUAGAAGCUAGUAUGGAUGGGGGAAAAUACACAACACCUAUCCAAUCAUUAACUAUAACUUCCCCCACUUCUCCAAAUAAACAAACCGGAAAUUCCUCUUCAAAUACUUCAAAACAAUUCCAUGUUCCCCAUGAAAAUUCUCAAAAACAACGCAAAACAAAUGAGGAUGCUAGUGGGGGUUUAACUGAAUCAGAAGAGAAAAUGAGUGAUCAAGAAAAAUUAGCUAAUUGUUAUGUUGAUGCUUCUUUGCAAUUAUUAAACAUCUGUGCACAACUCCAAGCUAGAGCAGCAAACAUUUACAAAGACUGGUCUGAAACAAAUGAAAGUGUAAAAAUUGAUGAAACAGCUACAAAAACGACAGAAUUGUGGUCAAAAUAUUGGAGGCCAUUAAUGCAAGCAAUUGCCAGAAUGGCUUGUGAUUGUAGACGAUUAAUAAGGAAACAGGCAUUGGAGGCUCUAGGGACUGCAUUUCGAGUACCUGCAUUGGGUGAACUUAUGAUCCCUGCCGAUUGGGAAGAUUGCUUUGCUGAAGUUCUCUUCCCUUUGUUGAGUCGAUUACUUACUGGCCCACCGAUUUCCCCUAUGGAUCCAAUUGGAAUGGAAGAGGCAAGAAUUCGAGCGAUUCAACUUGCUUGUAAAGUACUUUUGGGGAAUCUUACAAAAAUUACGAGUUUAAAAUCCUUCCCCGAUUUGUUCCUACGCCUUUUUGAUUUAAUGGACCAAUUUUUGGAAGAAAAUGCUUGCAGCGAUUUGCUAGCGGAAGUUAUACAAGAAUCACUGAAAAAUUGUCUUCUAGUUUGCGAAAAUUUUGGAGUUUUUCAAGAUCCAAUUGAAGGAUUAAAAGCAGAAAUAAGUGGGAGAUUGGAAGCGUUAACUGUUAAACAUUCAAACUCUGCUAGUUCAAAAGGUGUAUAA